AUGAAGGUCACCACGCCUGGCCUCGUGCCCGUAUACACGGUCUCGGGCGCAUCCACAGGCAGGCCGCUCCCAGACUGGCUUGCCCGGAGAAGGAAGAGGAGUCUGAAGUACGAUCCCGAAUAUUCGAGCCGAGUCGAACUGCUUCAGGACUUUGAGUUCGAAGAGGCCAGUGUCUGUGUCAGGGUCUCCGAAGAUGGGCAGUGGAUUAUGAGCACAGGCACAUACAAACCGCAAAUACACACCCACGAUCUCAACCAACUCUCCCUGAGCUGGAACAGACACACCACAAGUCUCAACCAAUCCUUUGUCCUCCUCAGCCGAGAUGCCACAAAGUCUCUACACCUCCAGUCCGACCGCAAACUCGAGUUUCAUACCUUAGCUGGAUGCCAUCACGAAAUCAGAUUGCCACGGUACGGCCGAGAUCUUGUGUACGACCGCAACUCGUCCGAGGCCCUCGUCGCAGCUACUGGGCUGGGAUCAAACGGAACAGGGGAAGUGUUCCGGAUGAAUCUUGUUGAGGGGAGGUUCAUGAAGUCUUAUGAGAUUGAUGUUGGAGGCGACGAUGGACUGGAGGCCGGCUUGCAGGGCAGUAUUGAGGCUGGCUGCGUCAGUUCGGCCGCUGUCGCAGAGGACACCCACAACCUGCUGGCUUUCGGUACGUCCAAGGGCUCGGUGGAAUUAAUCGACCCACGUGCAAGAUCAAAAGUGGCUGUCCUGGAGGGCUUGGAGGGAGAGGUAUCCGCUCUGGAUUUCAACCCCUACUCCGGAAUGUCUUUGGCGAUAGGCACCAGCCAGGGCAUAUGCUCUGUUUUCGAUCUACGAAGACCCGUUCCUCUACUUCGAAAAGACCAAGGCUUUGGUUAUGCUAUACAAAACAUUCUACACCUCAAAACAGCGUCCCAGGAGCGAAAGAUCUUGACAUCGGACAAGAAGAUUAUCAAAAUCUGGGACGAGACGAGUGGCGAGGCUUGGACGCACAUAGAGCCCAUCACAGACCUCAACUACGUUCAAUGGGUCAAGGACACAGGCACCCUCGUGACUGCCAACGAGGGCAAGCAGCAGCACGUGUUCCAUAUCCCAUCCUUGGGCUCAGCACCGAAGUGGUGUGGGUUCCUGGACAACAUGGUGGAAGAAAUGACCGAGGAAGCUCGCACAGAGACAUACGAUAACUACAAGUUCUUGACCAUGCCGGAGUUGAAGGCACUGAGCCUGGACCACUUGGUCGGUACGGCCAUGUUACGCCCGUACAUGCAUGGCUACUUUGUCGACACCAAGCUCUACGAACAGGCGCACUUGGUUGCGAAUCCCUUCGUGCUUGAGGAGGAGCGCCAAAAGAGGACCCAGCAGAAGGUCGAGAAAGAACGCGCAAGCAGGAUUCGUGGCAUCAAGAAAGUCAAGGUCAACCAGAAACUCGCCGACAAGAUUCUUGCACGGCAAGAGAAGAGGGACACCGUGGAUACCAAAGCGGGUGUGCUCGGAGACGACCGUUUCGGCAAGCUCUUCGAGGACGAAGACUUCGCUGUCGACGAGACAAGUCGUGAAUUCAAGAUGCUCAACCCAAGCACAACGGUUGACGCAAUCUCAGGCACAUCCAAUGGUCCUCGCAGACAACUUGUUGAUUCCGAAGAAGAGUCGGACGAGAUGGCCGAAAGUGAAGACGACAGCGAGCCGAUUCCACAGACAUCGCAAGGUGUGUCCAUGCGAGUCUCGUCAUCAGGCCAGGAUGGUAGAAAUAAGGAUAUCGCUCUCGGCUCGCGGGUGCAGAAGAAUGGCCGCGUGGGCAAGAUAUCGCACAGCAACGCAGUGGGCGAGAGAUCAAUUUCUUUCAUUCCAGAACCCAAGAAAAAGCAGAGGCCUGAGCAGCCUGCCCCUGAAAGCAAACGCUCAACGCAAAGACGAAGUGCCAGCACGAAUACCUUCAGAAAACUAUAA
Molecule: messenger RNA, 1932 nt
Organism: Diaporthe amygdali
Lineage: Eukaryota; Fungi; Ascomycota; Sordariomycetes; Diaporthales; Diaporthaceae
Product: wd repeat protein
Exons: 1
Coding region: 1-1932 (643 amino acids)
Biological process (GO): maturation of SSU-rRNA from tricistronic rRNA transcript (SSU-rRNA, 5.8S rRNA, LSU-rRNA)
Cellular component (GO): nucleus; small-subunit processome; 90S preribosome
Molecular function (GO): protein binding
Source: RefSeq, a predicted model, not a curated record